AUGGGCGACCAUGUCCUAUUCUUCUACGGGACCCUGAUGGCUCCUCAGAUACUGCACCGUGUAAUACAUGGCCGUGCAGAUCCAGAGCACUGGCAAAAAGCGCUUCUGACCUUUCAGCCCGCCGUGCUGCACGGCUACCGGCGCCAUCGAGUGCGGGGCGCAGACUACCCGGGCAUCAUUCGAGCAUCCGAUUCUUCACAAUCUACAGAACAACCAGAAAAAGAGCCAACAAAUGGAAUUGAGGACAGCAAUUUGGCUCGAACAUCUGUCCUUGGAACCCUUGUCUCUGGCUUGACAGACGGAGACGUUCACCGUCUAGAUAUCUAUGAAGGAAGCGAGUAUGCCCACGAGAAGGUUAAGGUGCGGACAUUGAAGGAGGCGCUGCAUCAAGAACAGGAGUAUGAACACAGUAAUCCAGGCUCUGGUAGGAAUCUUCGCGAUGUUCUUGAGGCCGCUGGGGCGGAGUUUGCGGAUGAGAACGAGGAGGUAGAAGCUGUGACUUAUGUGUGGACUGAUGGUGCGGAGAGACUGGAGGGUGCGGAGUGGGAUUUUGAGACAUUCAAGAGGGAUAAGAUGGCUUGGUGGUUUGAUGAUGAUGAUCAGUGGUAG
Molecule: messenger RNA, 609 nt
Organism: Penicillium pulvis
Lineage: Eukaryota; Fungi; Ascomycota; Eurotiomycetes; Eurotiales; Aspergillaceae
Product: gamma-glutamylcyclotransferase family protein
Exons: 2
Coding region: 1-609 (202 amino acids)
Source: RefSeq, a predicted model, not a curated record